Messenger RNA from Prunus avium (sweet cherry), 435 nucleotides. NCBI's taxonomy places the organism in Eukaryota, Viridiplantae, Streptophyta, Magnoliopsida, Rosales, Rosaceae. The record is from RefSeq and is a predicted model, not a curated record.
CGAAUAGAUGGCUGGCUCUCAAGUCGUCAUCCAACUCUAGUGGAGAUCGCAGUGUCCCAAGUCUGAGACGGAGAAAGAAAGAAAGGAGGAGAAAUGACGGUGUUUCACUUCUUCAACUGCGCGAUUCUGACGUUUGGCCCUCACGCCGUCUACUACUCCGCCACCCCCCUAUCGGAGUACGAUACACUUGGGACCUCUGUCAAAGCAGCUCUUGUUUAUCUGGGAACAGCUUUAGUGAAGCUCGUUUGUCUGGCCACUUUUCUGAAGGUAUCCGACAAUGAAAGCUUCGAUCCAUAUCAGGAAUUUUUGAAAGCUCUGAUUGGUUUUAUAGACGUUGCUGGCCAAAAUAUGAUAUCACUAACAAAGUUUAAAGCAAUAUUUUGCUCUUUCUUUAUCCUUGAGCUUCCUUAUGUUUGACAAUGUUUAUUGUUCAAA